This is a messenger RNA of Seriola dumerili (greater amberjack), 1555 nucleotides long. Its product is annotated as interferon-inducible GTPase 5-like. Gene Ontology annotation, cellular component: membrane. Bases 180 to 1403 code for a protein of 407 amino acids. The record is from RefSeq and is a predicted model, not a curated record. The transcript is spliced from 2 exons. Gene Ontology annotation, molecular function: GTP binding. Lineage: Eukaryota; Metazoa; Chordata; Actinopteri; Carangiformes; Carangidae.
CCAAUCAUCAGCUGCCAGGGCUGAGGAGCAUUUACUGAUUGCAGGCCACACUGUAGCUUACAGCAUAUAUACUACACAAGCUUUUAUAAAGAUACACACGUUUAACAUGUAUUGAAUUGUAAUCUCUUAACAUAUAUUCUGCAUUUACUGUACAAAAAUGAAAACAGUACAGUGAUUUUAUGUUUCUUUAUUUUUCAAGGAGUGCCAUGGUAGACCCACCUGAUUAUGAACAAAUAGAAGAAAUUAGGGCUGUGCUGCAAACCUACGGGCCUGCCUCAGCAGCUGCAAAGAUCCAGGAGCAUAUGAAGCAGCAGAAUAAUAUUCCAUUAAAUAUUGGCAUCACAGGGGAGUCUGGCUCUGGUAAAUCCACCUUUGUUAAUGCCUUUAGAGGCAUAGACAACAGAGAUGUGAAGGCCGCUCCUACUGGUUGUGUAGAAACCACCUCAGAUGUUACACCAUACCCCCAUCCAAACUAUCCCAAUGUCACGUUGUGGGAUCUCCCUGGCAUUGGAACCACCAGCUUUCCAGCUGACAAGUACCUGCAGCAUGUUGGAUUUGAGAGGUUCGACUUCUUCAUCAUCAUCUCAGCUGAUCGCUUCAGAGAAAAUGAUGUGAAACUCGCUCAGGAGAUUCAGAGGAUGGAGAAAAAGUUCUACUUUGUUCGCUCAAAGAUCGACCAGGACUUACGUAAUGAAGAAAGAAGUCAGAGGGAGUUCAACGCAGAAAUAACUCUGACACAAAUCAGAGAAAACUGCAUUCAAGGUCUUCAGAAACAAGGUGUUGAGUCUCCUCAGGUCUUCCUGGUGUCCAGCUUUGAGCUCCACCUGUAUGAUUUCCGUCUGUUAGAGGAGACUCUAGAGAGAGAACUUCCUGCUCACAAGAGGAACACUCUGCUGUAUGCCCUGCCCAAUAUCAGCCGUGGGAUCAUCAACAAGAAGAAAGAGGUUUUACAGUCAACUGUAAAGUACUACGCCUCUCUGUCUGCAUUUGUAGAAUCUGCACCAAUCCCUGGGUUCACUGUCAUCAUUGCUGAUCUAAACAUUGCAUUUAAAGCCAUCAAAAGGUACCAAGUUACUUUUGGUCUUGAUAGCGAGUCACUGCAGAAUUUUGCUCUUAGUGCAGGCGUGUCUGUAGCUGAUCUUAGAGCAGUUAUGACUUCCCCAGCAUCUGCAAUAGAGAUAAACAAAGACCUUGUUUCUAACGUGAUCUACUUGUCUUCAGGCCAAACUUUAAUAACGGCAGCAGAAGAAGCAUACAGAUUCAUUCCAAUGUUUGGAAUCCUAGAAGCAAUGACCCUCCCAUUUAUCACCACCCACAAUGUGCUCAGUAUUUCCCUCAGCAUGCUCGCUGAGGAUGCACAGAGAGUAUUUACGAGGGCCCUGGCUUUAAACACCUCAGUGUGAUAUCAUAAAUGAAGAGAAAUAUGGCACAUUUAAAACAUUAGUGUUUAAAUAGCAUUUGAAUUCAACAGUCACUUCUUUACCUGAACUCCAUGCAUUUCACCUUAUUGAACAGAUUUAGUACUUAGUACUUACUUCAAGGUCUCCCUACUGCA